CCAACGAAAAGUGAGGAUUAUUCUCCGAUUAAACUGUCCUUAGUUAGCUAACGAUCACUUAAACGGUACUUAGCGCACAGUGUGGUACAUGGUUGCCAGACUUGAUACUACAUUUACACUCUCGCCUCGUGCUUCGUCUCGUAUCACAGCUCGCACCUCGCACGAUUGAUGGUAAAUGAGUGUCUGUUCACAUUCUCGUGGUGAGUUCAGUUGUGUUCAAGCUAGCCAGAAUGGAGGACGUCGAAUUGUUAGCGGCAACAAGUCUUUGCUUACUGAGUUUCUACUGCUAUGCAAAUAAUUUACAUAAAAGAAAAAUAAAAAAAAGACGGAAACCAAGAAGAUGGUGGUUGUUAUCAGUUCAUCGCAACAGAACUCCGUAAAUAUCUAUUUUGAUUAAAAUACAAUUUUAUUGUCGUUAAAAGUCGUAGGGAGGAACUUUUCACACCUCAUAAGUAUAUUACAUUUUUUAAAUGUAUUUCUUUUUUUAAUUUUAGGCAAAGUAUGGAAAUAAUGUUUCAAGAAAUGCUCAAUGAAGAUUCUGGCGAGUUUAAGAAUUUUUGCAGAAUGUCGCCAAAUGAUUUUGAUUUUUUGCUAAGCAAGGUGGAACCUUUAAUUACCAAGCAAAAAACUGGACUCAGACUACCCAUCCCAGCAAAAGUACGCUUAGCUCUAACUUUACGAUUCUUAGCUUCAGGCGACAGCUACAGGAGCCUUCACUAUCUAUUCAAAAUUUCUAGUGCAAGCAUGACAAGCAUUAUACAAGAAGUGUGUAUGGCUAUCAACACAGUCUUAAAGGAUCAAAUUAAGAUGCGGCGCACUACUACAGAAUGGUUAAACAUAGAAAGAGGUUUCAACAGGAAAUACCCACAUUGUGUAGGUUGCAUCGAUGGCAAACACGUUGUGAUACAAUGUCCAAUCAACAGUGGCACAGAAUACUAUAAUUAUAAAGGAACAUUUAGUUUUGUGCUCUUAGCUUUAGUUGACAGCAAUUACCGCUUCAUAUUUGCCGAUAUUGGGGCUCAGGGCAGAAUUAGCGACGGAGGAGUAUUUAAAAAUAGUUUACUUUGGGAAACAAUUUCGACAGACACUAUUAUUUUACCUCCUGAUAGUCCACUUUCUGAGGGACAAUGUAAUAUGCCAUAUGUUUUUCUUGGAGAUGGGGCAUUUGCGUUAAGCAAACACGUGAUGAAACCUUUUCCAGGAAACCAUAUCAUGGGUUCAUUACAACAAACUUUUAACAUGAGAUUAUCUAGUACACGUGUUAUCGUUGAAAAUGUUUUUGGAGUUUUAACAACAGUUUUUAGGAUAUUUAAAAAGCCCAUGGAAAUUAGGAAAGAUAAAGCUAAACUAAUAACGAUGACUUGUAUUCUAUUGCAUAAUUUUCUCAGAAAUACUAGAACAUCUAGAGACAUUUACACACCUCCUGGUACCUUUGAUACAGUUGUUGAUGGUGAAAUAAUUAACGAAGGCUCUUGGAGACGAAAUGUUUCUACUAAUCAAGCUAUAAGCCUAUACCAACUGUAGGUCGACGUGCAUCACAGAGCGCCAUAGAAAUAAGAAAUGAGUUUGCUAGUUUUUUUCUAAGGCAAAAUUGUUAAAAUAUUGGUACAUGUUGUCAUAAGAUAGAUUAUAAUACAUUCAUCGUAUCAGAUCCUUCAUGGGUUAAAAAAUCAGUCUAGCAGAUAUAAUUUUAAUAGUUGUUAAAUUAUAUCUUCUAGACUAAUUUUUUUAACCCAUUUUAGCUAGUAAUAGAGCUGAAAAAAAUACUUGUUGUAGGUACUUAUUCUUGAUAGCAAC
Acanthoscelides obtectus is the source of this 1797-nucleotide messenger RNA. Lineage: Eukaryota; Metazoa; Arthropoda; Insecta; Coleoptera; Chrysomelidae. The record is from the annotation of a GenBank genome assembly.